AUGGGUGGUGAGGCCCUCGACGGCGAGGCCGCUCGCGCGGAGCCCCGGAGGGGCGGCGAGGCCGAGGGUGCGGACGGCCCCGGGCGGCGCGAGGCCGCAGGCGGCCAUGGGGGCGGGCCUCGGGGCGGCGCGAGGACGCAAGCGGCCAUGGGGGCUCGCGCGGACGGCCCUUUGCGGCGGGCGGCCGCUGGCGCGGACGCGCCUGGGGGCGGCGAGGCCCUUCGCGCGGACGGCCCUAUGCGGCGGGCGGCCGCUGGCGCGGACGCGCCUGGGGGCGGCGAGGCCCCUCGCGCGGACGGGCCUGUGCAGCGCUCGGUCGCUGGCGCGGACGCGCCUGGGGACGGCGAGGCUCCUCGCGCGGAGCCCCCUGGGGGCAUUGAGGCAGCUCGCGCGGACGUGGCUGGGGGCGGCGAGGCCGCUCGUGCGGCGCCCCCUGAGCGGCGCUCGGCCGCGGGCGCGGAGGGCCCUGGGCGGUGCGAGGCAGCCGGCGUGGCCCCUGGGCAGCGCCAGUCCGCGGGCGCGGCCGUGGCCGACGGUCAGCUGCAGCCAGCACUAGCGCAGGAUCUUAGGUAA
This is a messenger RNA of Panicum virgatum (switchgrass), 573 nucleotides long. RefSeq names its product spidroin-2-like. The record is from RefSeq and is a predicted model, not a curated record. Lineage: Eukaryota; Viridiplantae; Streptophyta; Magnoliopsida; Poales; Poaceae. The coding region runs from base 1 to 573 and encodes 190 amino acids. The transcript has a single exon.